AUGGACGCCAUUAAUUCCUUCAUCUUUGGUAUCACCACCCCCAAGGUCUUGUUCGGACCGGGUACCGUCAAUGAGCUGCCCGGCGAGCUCCAGUCCCGCAAGCUUUCAAAACCUCUCAUCAUCUGCUCCCCGUCUCGGACUUCUCUGGCCACAACGAUUCGGGAUAAAUUGAGAGAAACGGGUUUCUCAGACGUUGAUAUUCUCGAUACUGCCAUUGUUCAUAACCCGAGCGAUGUCAUCGGUCCCGCGGUUGACCGGGCACAGGGCCGCGAUGUUCUCGUAUCAGUUGGAGGCGGCAGUGCCGUUGGUCUAGGAAAGGCAAUCGCUCUUCGCACCGGCAUGCCUCAAGUAGCUAUUCCGACAACGUACUCAGGCUCCGAGAUGACCCCCAUCAUUGGAGAGACAAAAAAUGGCAAGAAGACGUCAACCACGGAUCCCAAGAUCUUGCCCAAGGUGGUCAUCUACGACGUUAACCUGACCAUGGAUCUGCCGGUCAAGGUCAGCGGUCCGAGUGGUCUCAACGCCAUGGCACACUCAUUUGAAGCAUUGUACUCCCGCCAGGCUAGCCCGCUGACGGACCAUUUUGCCUUAGAGUCCAUCAAGGCACUGUCGAGUGCCCUACCAGUAAUCGCGUCAGACCCUUCCUCGUUCGAGGCACGCACCUCGGCUCUGUACGGCGCAUUCCUGGCCGGCUUGCUGGCAGCAGCAACCGGCAUCGCCCUGCAGCAUAAGCUGGCUCACGCGGCCGGCGGCACUCUGAACCUCCCUCAUGCCGAGACACAUUCGAUCUUUCUGCCCCAUAGUAUGGCGUUCAACGCGCAGACCUUUCCCAAGGCCACUAGAACCAGGCUCUCUACCGCUCUUGCGCAGAGUACUGAAGAUUCCCCUGCGGGCAUAGUAGCCGGUCUAAAUCAGUUACUUCGAAUCUUGAAUAUACCCAUGGGCCUCCAGGAUAUUGGUAUGCAGGAGAAAGACAUCGAUCGCGUUGCUGACGUGGCAUGCGAUAAGCCAUAUUGGAACCCCCGUCCUUCGGAGAAGGCUACGAUUCGUGAAAUCAUCCGCAGAGCAUGGGCUGGGGAGGAGGCGAAGACAGAUCUCUAG
Messenger RNA from Colletotrichum acutatum, 1101 nucleotides. RefSeq names its product iron-containing alcohol dehydrogenase. Lineage: Eukaryota; Fungi; Ascomycota; Sordariomycetes; Glomerellales; Glomerellaceae. The transcript has 2 exons. Bases 1 to 1101 code for a protein of 366 amino acids. Gene Ontology annotation, molecular function: alcohol dehydrogenase (NAD+) activity; metal ion binding; maleylacetate reductase activity. The record is from RefSeq and is a predicted model, not a curated record. Gene Ontology annotation, cellular component: mitochondrion.